GAAAGAGGGAAAGAAACGGAGGAGAUAGAGACUUGUCUCCACCUGUUGCGCGAACCCGCGUAUCCGCUCUGGACCGCCAUGCCGACGCGGUGGCCAAUCGCGGCCGCCCAUUGGCUGUGCUAAAUAGUGGGGGCCGCGUCGUCACGUCCGAUUGGCCAGCCGUCUUAUUUUACCCCACAUCCCACGGGAGCCGAGCCGCACCGGCGAGAGCUCCGUCCCGCGGGUUCGCCCCAGAUGCUACGUGCUUCGCGAAGUUCCUGAGGGAACCCCCGCGAUUUUGUCAGUGCACCAAAAGGACUCGUGUCCGUCAGAUCAAGCCUUCGCUCGAUAAAAGAAAUUACGCCACAGCACUGUCCUAGAAGAAUCGCUGAAGUAUAACUGGAUCGUGACGGCUGAAAGAAGAAGAACCCUCUCUACUCAGUUGAAAAAGCUUCCGUUAACAGAUUAGUUAAGUUCAUCGUGAAAUUGUUCAAGGACGUGUCAAGAAGCUAUUCUUCGGAAAAAUCCAGUGAUCGAUAAAUGAUUACAUAUUAUUUUGCUAAAGGAUUCGACGAUUAGAAGAUUCGAAAUGUCACUUCGAUAAAGUUAAUGAUUUAAAACGUUUGUAUUUUUGGAAAUACAUUAUUUUUCUGAGAUAUACACAAUUUUUUUGGCAAGCGCUCAUCACUCGAGAGAAGAUUUGUCAUUCGAAGAUUUGAAAGGGGUUGCCGUUGCUCCUGGUUUAACGUUCCAUAAAGAUUUGUUAAUUAAAAUAUUUAGUUUUCCUGCGGGAUACUAUAAAAUAUUUGAAUAAAUAGAAUCACUUGGAGAAAGUUGAGAAAUACUCCAAAUCGUCGAAAAAUGUCUCAGUUGUCAACGUCAUUUUCGUGCAGUGAGUGUGAAUCAAUUUGAAAAGUUUGAGAAUAGAAUGAUCCAAUUGAUCGCAGCCUGUCAAAGUUAGUUGACGAUACAUCAUGCUCAACGAUCUACCAAAUGAAACUUUCAAAGGUCUUAUUUAAGAGAAAAUCUACAAAAUCUUUCACAUACUUUGAACAAUAAAAAAAUAAUCAAGUAAUUAUUCAAAAUAUUUUACAAAUUCCUGGAAACACGUCGACAGGAUGUUCGGACAGUUAUCUUAUCCGUUUGAGAUAAAAGUGGCCUACAAAUUUUUUAACUCGGAAAUCUCGUCUACUCGUGAGGAAAACAAUUAGAUUGAACAUCGAGACAAGAAGAGAACGACUUAUGGAGAUGUCGUCUAAGACCUUACAUAACGAGCACAUUAAACGGCCGAUGAAUGCCUUUAUGGUGUGGUCGCGUGGUCAACGUCGCAAAAUGGCACAGGAAAAUCCGAAAAUGCACAAUUCGGAGAUCUCGAAGAGACUCGGCGCCGAAUGGAAGCUUCUAAGUGAGAGCGAAAAACGUCCUUUCAUUGACGAGGCAAAAAGAUUGAGAGCUCUUCACAUGAAAGAGCACCCCGACUACAAGUACCGGCCGCGCCGGAAACCGAAGUCGCUGGUGAAGAAAGAGAACAAGUUCGGUUUCUCGAUAUCGCCGUUGAUAUCGCCCGGCGACACCCUGGCCAGUCUACCGCGCGGUCUUCUGCCACCGUUGACGCCUCCGACGCAUCACCCAUUGAUGUCACACGAGGACCUGAAGAUCCCGCGCUUCUUCCCACCAUUCGCCUACCCGCUCUAUCCGCUGCAGCACAAACUGAGCGACGACUUCAACGGCGGCAAGCUGGCCGCCGAUUUGGCUUUGCAGGCUCUCUACACUAGCAGUCCGUUCUAUCCGAGCCACCAAACAAUGUCCUGGCCGACGAGCCUAUCGGCAGCCGCCUGUCUUCAACCCAAUUGCAGUUGUCCGAGUCCGCCUAAGGAACCCAAGAGGCCGUUCCCGCCGUCCAAGAUGGAUGAUCCGCCCUUCCCGAGUCCGGCGAGAGCCGACGACGACGCCGUCGUCGCGGAACGAGAAGAAUCCCGGUAUCGAAAACUUGAAGUGGACUUCUCCAGCAGUCUAGAGAAUCACCACCAUCAUCAUCAGCAGCAUCAGCAUCACCAGCAUCAUCAGGAGGAUCGUUCUCAGGAUCGCUUCUCUUCAUCCUCAUCCUCGUCACCGCCCACGGAGCAAUUGGAGAGAUCGUCGACGACGACGACGGCAACAACGACAUCGUCUUCGUCAUCCUCGACGUCCAGCAGAGUCGACAGCGCCUUCUCCGUACAGAGUCUGACGUCGUCCUCCAAUAGCUCGAAUUCAAGCUCGCAGCGCUCACACGUCAUAUGAAGGCCGCUUCCGGUUCUCCCGGACUUAAAUUUCCGGGGGGGCCUAAUGCCGACCGCAUGGCCGACUGCCGAUUGGUGGCGAGUAGCCCCGAUGCUCUCCCCGAUCCCUCAAACGACGGUCGUGAACCUAAGCACCGGUGUCGUCAAGGAAGACACCGUCCACUUCCAGGACGAGCAACAAAGGAACUCGACAACGGUGUCCAGGUCACCGAGGAACGGCGUGCAUAUCGCGAACGUGCAGUGAUCCAAUCGAAUGAAUAUUUCAGUAUUUCGCAAUCGGAAGUGAGCCAAUGCUGUCGUGUAGUUCGAAUGAUAGAUCGACGUUGAGCGCGAGAGACAUUUUCUCCUUUUAACAAGGACUCGUUUUGUAGUUUGGCGAUCUUUUUCAGAGUAACGUAAUCCGCUACUAGGGAAAAAAACGACGCGUACGGGUGAAGUGCCCGCCCGAAAAAUAUUGGAAUCGAAGAGUAGGCCGUAUUGGAGAGAUAGCUUCGCGACCGCAACCGGAGAGCUGGCUAACAGAAACAGAAAUCGAUAACUCGGCUAUACGGCCCCGAAAUCCCACAAAGGGCAGGCGCGCAAAGGAUCCUCUCGACCGGAUCGUGCACGCGAAGCUGGAUGCUAGAGGAGUCCAAUUCUGAUGAGAUAACCAACCCUCUCACAUGCCACAUAUUAUGGGGCGGGCGCGGGCGCGCUCGGGGGUGGACAUCGUUGGGGAAGGGAGGAAAAAAAAAGCUCUUCUGGCGGAGGCAAAUCUCUUCUUUGGGACGCGGCCGUGCGAAAUAAGCCUGAAACGUUCUGAAUGCUAACGUAGAGACGCGUACGAACCCCGACGACGCGGUUUCGUUGUAUCUCGCGACGUCGCGCCGCACUGCGCCCAGCUUUCGCGACGAAAACGGCGGAAGCAUCGAUACGGCGAAAUGGAAGACGCGUGGCUGGCUCUGCGAACACUAGUCGACGCGAAUGCUUUUCUAAUAUUACCGGAAAGUCGGAAGGACAUUUUCGAAGAUUUUGUCAGAGUUAUAUCACAUUCCAUUCUCGUUAAAGAUUAAUUUCGUCAAUGUUGCCCGAGGAACAAACAGAAUUAAGUUGUUGAUUUAUUUCUAACUUCUGCACAGAAGAGGUCGUUUUUGUAACGUUGUAAACUGCUUGUUCAUUAAUAUUUUAACGAUUUAAUUUAUUGUGAUUAAAGAGCUUCUCUAGCCUCACUGUUCGGUGCUCUCUAAAUCUCGUAGAGUGAAAUGUCAUUCUAGAAAAGUGAAAAUUAAACUUGUGCAAUGUUUGAGUGAUUUGUUACGCUAGCAGAAGUCAAAAUUUACUCCUGCAAGACCGAACGUAGAAGCGAAUUUUGACUCUUGUUAAAUCUCAUUAGAGCGAUGUUUCAUUUUUUUAGUUUUAGAGAGUGGGGGAAAUAAAAUUUGAAAAAUGAAUGGAAUGAAAAGUAUGACACUUUGACCGUUAAAAGUGUAUUUAUUGAUGUACAUAAUUUUACAUCUUUAAAAAAAAAAUGUAAAUUAAAAAAUAAAACGGGGACAAAUUUUUUACAUCUUCUAUAAAAUGCUCACGGAUCUCUCUCCAUUUUGAACACACCGCUCCAACAGGUUUGAUUUGAGAGGGAGAAACAAAAAGUUGAAAUAUUUUUCUAAAUGCGUACAAUUUGUCAGCACCCGGUGAGGGCAAGUUUUUCCAUUCCAUCCAUUCUCAAAAUGUUUUCACCGAACCAUCGGAGCGGACAAGUCCCUUAAUUUAUAGCGCCAGACACACAUAUGUUUCGUACAAUUUCGUUUUUGUUAUAUGUGUAACGAUUAUUGUUGACUUAUUAAUGCGAGUUGUAACAUUAUCGUCUCGUUCGUCGAGAGUAAUCCGCCCCAACUUCUCCUCCUUGUAGAAAUUUCCGCUAAGUAUUUCUAACGACCAUAGCGAACACUGAUGCGAGUUCAUUAGCGUGUACCCUAACGGGAGUAAGAUGCAAGUAAACAUAAAACGUAUCUAUCGCAUAGAAAAACAUAUCCUUUCUUCCUCUCAUUCUCUCUUUCUCUCUCUCUUUCUCUCUCUCUUUCUCUUUCUCAAUAAUCACGCGAUGCAUUUCGCGGACGCAUAGCGACACUUCGAUUAACUCGAUUAAUUCGGAACAAGAAUAACGCGGAUGCGCCACGUUAAUCCCCGCCUCGACGAUUACGAUACUAUUGUUAAUUACUUCUGUAAUAUAAUGCAGCGCGUUUGUAAAUAAAUCUCGAUCCGAAUUAA
Molecule: messenger RNA, 4505 nt
Organism: Solenopsis invicta (red fire ant)
Lineage: Eukaryota; Metazoa; Arthropoda; Insecta; Hymenoptera; Formicidae
Gene: Sox21a
Product: transcription factor SOX-14
Exons: 2
Coding region: 1222-2259 (345 amino acids)
Biological process (GO): cell differentiation; anatomical structure morphogenesis; regulation of DNA-templated transcription
Molecular function (GO): RNA polymerase II cis-regulatory region sequence-specific DNA binding; DNA-binding transcription factor activity, RNA polymerase II-specific
Source: RefSeq, a predicted model, not a curated record